AUCCCGACAUUUCUACUGUACUCUCCUACAUAAAAAGCUUAGAAAAAGUUUAUAGGUUGCGGGUUAAAAAAGAAUUUUAACCCAAACAUUUUAUGAUUCGAAUUCAGUUUCUGGCAGCUAGUCAGUAACGGCGCCAGCAUCCAUUAUCAGCCUCCGUCAUUGCCUCUACAUGUUUUCCGAAGAAGAUGAAGCUAGCGGUGAUAAGUUCGGAAACAGCGCUGCCGCUACUGAAAUGUUCUCUCAAUACGCUUCUAGUCGAUUUACUAAUCUUUCUUCUAGCUUGAAAGACGAUAUACGGGCCAAAUUCAGCUUUUGCAUUACUGAUGUGGAAACUGAUUGGAAUGCAGCAUUUAAUUUCUCAAAAAACCCGAAAUUCUUGUCCGAAUGUGCCAGAUCAACUAAAGGAGACAUGAUGAAACGCGUAUGUACAGCAGCAGAAGUCAAAUUCUACUUUAGUAGUUUCUAUCAGAGUGGAGGUGAAGCAAAGAAGUCCAGUUUUUUGAAGCCUAAUAAGAACUGUAAUUUAACAUCUUGGGUUUCUGGGUGUGAGCCUGGAUGGGCUUGUAGUGCUGGUAAACAACAGAAAAUUAAUCUAAAAAACUCCACUGAGAUACCUUACAGGGUUCAAAAUUGUUCAGCUUGUUGUGAAGGAUUCUUCUGCCCUCGUGGAAUUACUUGUAUGAUACCUUGUCCAUUGGGUGCUUACUGUCCACUUGCGAACCUCAAUACGAGUACCGGCGUAUGUGACCCAUACCGUUAUCAACUACCUCCUGAUAAUCCAGAUCAUACAUGUGGAGGAGCUGAUACUUGGGCCGAUGUUAUGAGUAGCAGUGAGGUGUUCUGUUCAGGUGGAUCAUACUGUCCGUCUACCAUCCAAAAAAUUCCUUGCAGCAAGGGGCAUUACUGUAGGACAGGUUCUACAUCUGAACUCUUGUGCUUCCGUUUUGCAACUUGUAAUCCAAAGUCAGCAAAUCAAAACAUCACUGCAUAUGGCCUCAUGCUUUUUGCUGGACUAGGAUUCCUAAUUGUCAUUAUAUACAACUGUUCUGAUCAAGUUAUUGCAACUCGAGAGAAGAAAAAAGAGCUAUCCAGGGAGAAGGCAGUUCAAAGUGUAAGAGAAACUGCCCAAGCACGCGAAAAAUGGACUUCGGCGAAAGAAAUUGCUAAGAAGCAUGCAAUUGGGCUGCAAACAUCGUUUUCACGUACAUUUUCCAGAAGAAAGUCUCAAAAGCAUCCAGCAAGCCAAGCUAAAUCUGCAGCAGCAGAUGCUGCUGGAUUAACUGUAUCUACGGGUACAUCUCAGCAGCCAAAAAAGAAGGAAAAAGGGAAUCUCACAAAGAUGUUACAUGAAAUAGAAGAUAACCCUGAAAGUCAUGAAGGGAUUAAUAUAGAAAUUGGAGAUAAACAAGGGAAAAAGAAUCCACCAAAGGGCAAAGAUUUGCAUACCCAGAGCCAAAUGUUCAGAUAUGCUUAUGGUCAAAUCGAGAAGGAGAAAGCUCUCCAGGAGCAGAACAAGAACUUGACCUUCUCAGGUGUGAUUUCAAUGGCUAAUGAGGUUGAUGACCUUAUUAGGAAGAGGUUUACAAUUGAGAUUGUCUUCAAAGAUUUAACCAUCACUUUGAAAGGAAAAAACAUACAUCUAAUGAGGAGCGUAUCUGGGAAAUUAUCUCCCGGUCGGGUUUCAGCUGUUAUGGGUCCAUCUGGAGCUGGAAAAACAACUUUUCUUUCAGCUUUAACUGGAAAAGCUCCAGGUUGUGUCAUGACUGGUUCGGUUCAAAUAAAUGGGAAGGAUGAGUCUAUCCAAGCUUUUAAGAAAAUAAUUGGUUUUGUUCCACAAGAUGAUAUUGUGCAUGGAAACUUGACAGUGGCAGAAAAUUUAUGGUUCAGUGCUAGGUGCAGACUCCCUGCCGAUCUGGCAAAACCAGAAAAGGUUCUAGUUGUUGAAAGAGUCAUUGAGUCCUUGGGACUGCAGGCUGUGAGGGAUUCUUUAGUAGGGACAGUGGAGAAGAGAGGAAUCUCAGGGGGUCAAAGGAAACGAGUAAACGUUGGGCUGGAAAUGGUCAUGGAACCUUCUCUUUUAAUAUUAGAUGAACCAACAUCUGGUUUAGACAGUUCAUCUUCCCAAUUACUACUUCGAGCUCUUCGGCGUGAAGCUCUUGAAGGUGUAAACAUUUGCAUGGUCGUUCACCAGCCAAGCUAUACCUUGUACAGGAUGUUUGAUGAUUUGAUACUUCUAGCAAAGGGUGGACUUACUGUAUAUCAUGGGCCAGUGAAGAAAGCUGAAGAGUAUUUUGCUGGCCUUGGAAUUAAUCUACCUGAUCGUGCUAAUCCUCCAGACUACUUCAUUGACAUUUUGGAAGGUAUUACAAAGCUAAACACAGGCACAGGUUUAACGGUUAAACAGCUGCCGGUAAGAUGGAUGCUUCAUAAUGGCUAUUCCGUUCCCAUGGAUAUGCUGAAUUCUAUUGAGGGAAUGUCCGGAAAAUCUGCUGAAAAUUCAUCACAUGGAGGCAGUAGUGCUCAUGCCACCGGAUCGGAACAAAAUUCCUUUGCUGGCGAGUUGUGGCAGGAUGUGAAAUGUUCUGUUGAGACAAAGAAGGACCGCUUGCAACAUAAUAUCUUCAAGUCAGCUGAUUUGUCAGAAAGGAAAACGCCUGGUGUAUUCACACAGUACAGAUACUAUCUUGGAAGGCUCCUAAAGCAACGGUUACGAGAAGUUAGGACACAAGUGGUAGAUUAUUUAAUUUUAUUGCUUGCUGGAAUUUGCUUAGGAACACUAGCUGAAGUAAGCGAUGAAACAUUUGGUGCAAUGGGUUAUACAUAUACAGUUAUUGGAGUUUCUCUCCUAUGCAAGAUUGCAGCUUUGAGAAGCUUUGGUUUAGAUAAGCUGCACUACUGGAGAGAACGUUCAUCCGGUAUGAGCAGCCUAGCUUACUUUCUAGCUAAGGAUACGAUCGACCAUUUCAAUACUGUUAUCAAGCCUUUAGUGUAUCUCUCCAUGUUCUACUUCUUCAACAAUCCAAGAUCAUCUGUUUACGACAAUUACUUCGUUUUAGUCUGUCUGGUAUAUUGCGUAACCGGCAUAGCCUAUAUACUCUCCAUCCUUUUCGAUCCAGGUCAAGCUCAACUGUGGUCAGUGCUUCUUCCAGUUGUUUUGACUCUAAUAGCAACUCAAGGUGGUGACAGCAAGACUGUUGAUUUUAUAGGCGACUUAUGCUACACUAAGUGGGCAUUAGAAGCCUUUGUGGUCUCGAACGCUAAAAUGUAUUCCGGAGUGUGGGUGAUAACACGAUGCGGUUCGCUUUUGCAAUACGGAUACGCUCUGAAGAAUUACGGUCGUUGUUUGGUCUUGCUUGUCCUAACCGGUAUACUUACCCGUAUUGUUGCUUUCUUUAGUAUGGUAACCUUCCAAAAACGAUAAACUCCAUCAUCAAGCUAACCUUACUUUCAUACUGUAUUUAUCAUUAUUCCUUAGUUCAUACAUACGUACAUACAUACAUACAUACAUACAUAUAUAUACAUUAUACAUAUAGUAGCUUUGUGUUUUCUUUUCUCUCUUUUGUUAAAGAAACUACAGUGAGAACAGCUGAGUGGAAGCUAUAGAUCAGUUUUGUUUAGCUUUUUUUUUUUAAUAAUAAUAAUAAAAAGAAACUG
Molecule: messenger RNA, 3654 nt
Organism: Gossypium raimondii (Peruvian cotton)
Lineage: Eukaryota; Viridiplantae; Streptophyta; Magnoliopsida; Malvales; Malvaceae
Product: ABC transporter G family member 28
Exons: 15
Coding region: 170-3421 (1083 amino acids)
Molecular function (GO): ATP hydrolysis activity; ATP binding; ABC-type transporter activity
Source: RefSeq, a predicted model, not a curated record